Messenger RNA from Dioscorea cayenensis subsp. rotundata (Guinea yam), 3863 nucleotides. Its product is annotated as pentatricopeptide repeat-containing protein MRL1, chloroplastic. Bases 535 to 3306 code for a protein of 923 amino acids. Gene Ontology annotation, molecular function: protein binding. The transcript has 20 exons. NCBI's taxonomy places the organism in Eukaryota, Viridiplantae, Streptophyta, Magnoliopsida, Dioscoreales, Dioscoreaceae. The record is from RefSeq and is a predicted model, not a curated record.
UCAAAAUCCCGAUCAGGAAGUCACUUAUAUCGCUAAACCGAGAUAUUUUCCUCUCUAUCGUCAUGCUCUAGCUCGUCGUCCUCACUCAUCUCAUCCACUCCUCUGCAGCCAUGGACCUCAUCCUCUCUUCCAAGACCCCAAACCCUUAUCUCCACCAUCUCCCUCCCCUCUCCCUCCCAUUUCCGUCUAUCAAGCUCUUUCCGGAGAGAGUUCUUUGGAUGCGGGAACCAUUCGAGGCUCCAUGACAGCCGACCAAGACGACGAUGUAGGAAACUACGGUUUCCACGCUACUCUUCCCCGCAGUGCCUCUCUCAAGAUUUCCCAGACCCUGUCCUUGUUGUCGCCGUUGCAUUCGUGGCUUUUACUGCGCUGCAAGUGAUUUAUCUGUAUUUGUCCCGAAGAAGGCGUGAAGCUGCGGAACUCUCUGAGGUGGAAAAUGUUGGUGUCCCUCUAAGCUAUGAAAUUCUCAGAUCAGGAAAGCAUAUUGUGAAGACUAAAGUUGUUAACACGUUCGAUUCAGAAGCAGGGUACAUCAUGAAGGAACCCAGUCUCAGAAUUCCUUCAAUUCAAACUGAUGCAGGAUUGGCUGACAUACCUUUGACCAAGGAGUUUGGUGGUUUAUCUGUGAUGCCUGAUGGCUUCGGUGUAAUUGAGCAAGAACAUUGUCUAUUCCAUAUCCCAGAAAUUCAGCAGGGAAGGCAACAGGAUGAUAUGGCAGUGUCUAAUAACCCUUUUAUGAAGAUGGGGAACAAGCCUGGUGGCAAUAUUACUUUAGAGAAUGGAGAUAGAGGGAGCAAUGCAGACAGUCGGCUUGAGCCUACUUCUGCGGUUGUCAACAAUAAUAGACCGCACAUGCAAUUGACCAGUGAUUUCACUGCUUCAAGUGCAAGAAAGCAACCUGAUGUAUCAAUGUUCAAAGAUUUCACUAUGGAGUUCUCUAAAUUUACUCUUCAGGAUGGCAAUGUUUCCCAUUCUCAAUUAAGAUCUUCACAAAAGAGAGCUGAUGUUCUGGUUAAAGCUUCUAUUUCUUCUGCAGAUUAUUCAGAAGCCCCAGUACCUGUGGCAUGCACCAAGGAAGUUUCUAUGAAUAAAGCAAAGCAUGUGACAAGUACCCGUGGCUUUACAAAAGAUACAAGGAAAAGACUUACAGAUAAAAGUCAUAAUAAGAAGCCUGGAUUCCCUCACUCUAAUGGUAGCCUUGUUAAAGAUGCACUUGAUCUGCCUGCCUACUUAAGAGCUUAUACUAGCCUCUUAAGAGAAUCCAGGUUACGUGACUGUCUGGAUUUGCUAGAAAGUGUGGACAGAAAGAGCUUAUUGGACAUGGACAAGAUUAAUCCUGUAAAGUUCCUGAAUGUCUGCAAAAAGCAAAAGGCCCUGAAAGAGGCAUUCCGUUUUGUUAAACUAAUCGAGAAACCAACACUAAGCACAUUUAAUAUGCUUUUGUCUGUAUGUGCAAGCUCACAGGAUUUUGAAGGAGCUUUCCAAGUUAUGCUGCUUGUUAAGGAAGCAGGACUAAAACCUGACUGCAAGCUUUACACUACACUGAUAUCAACAUGUGCUAAAUGUGGAAAAGUUGAUGCUAUGUUUGAGGUUUUUCAUGAAAUGGUCAAUGCUGGGGUGGAACCUAAUGUUAAUACGUAUGGUGCACUUAUUGAUGGUUGUGCCAGAGCUGGCCAAGUGCCUAAAGCAUUUGGUGCUUAUGGAAUUAUGAGAUCCAAGAGAGUGCAACCUGACCGUGUUAUAUUCAAUGCUUUGAUCACCGCAUGUGGUCAAUCGGGAGCAGUGGAUCGUGCAUUUGAUGUUUUAGCAGAAAUGAGGGCUGAACCAAAACCAAUAGAUCCUGAUCAUGUUACUGUUGGCGCUUUGAUGAGAACAUGCAUCCAAGCUGGUCAGGUUGAACGUGCUCAUGAAGUUUACAAAAUGCUUCAUGAAUACAACAUAAAAGGCACACCAGUUGUAUACACAAUAGCUGUCAGUAGCUGUAGCCAGACUGGUGAUCUAGAUUUUGCACUCAGUGUUUAUGAUGACAUGAAAAAGAAAGGAGUGAUGCCGGAUGAGAUGUUCUUCAGCACUUUGAUAGAUGUUGCUGGCCAUGCUGGAAAGGCAGAGGCAGCCUUUGAAAUCCUACAAGAUGCAAAAUCUAAAGGAGUACAAAUUGGAAUCAUGUCCUAUAGCUCAUUGAUGGGGGCUUGCUGUAAUGGAAAGAAUUGGCAGAAGGCACUUGAGCUAUAUGAAGAUAUCAAGGCUGUUCAAUUACUUCCAACUGUUUCCACACUUAAUGCUUUGCUCACUUCCUUAUGUGAUGGUGGCCAAUUACUGAAGUCUAUUGAAGUUCUUGAUGAACUGAGGGAUGCAGGAGUGCAACCAAAUGAAAUUACAUAUUCUAUUCUCAUAGUGGCGUGUGAAAAGAAGGAUGAGGCAGAAUUAGGCUUCAUGCUGCUCUCAAAGGCCAAAGAGGACAGGAUUCUUCCUAACCUCAUAAUAUGCCGGUGCUUGACUGGUUUGUGCCUACGAAGUUUUAAGAAGGCCUAUUCCAUUGGCGAGCCUGUAAUUUCAUUUGAUGGUGGAAGACCCCAUAUUGACAACGAAUGGACAUCACGUGCAAUAAUGGCCUAUCGUGAAACAAUUGCUGCUGGUGUGAUACCUACAAUUGAAGUCUUUUCUCAAGUUUUAGGUUGUUUGCAGUUUCCCCGUGAUUCUGCAGCGAAAGAAAGAUUUUUCCAAAAUUUAGGGGUCAGUGUUGACGCUCCACGGUCAAGUUUGUAUUCCUUGCUCGAUGGCUUUGGAGAAUAUGAUACCAGAUCAUUUUCUGUGCUUGAGGAAGCUACUUCAUUGGGUGUGAUUCCACGAGGCUCCUUCAAGGAUGGUCCAAUUGUUGUUGAUGCAAGGAAGUUUCAGAUUCACAUCGUUGAGGUUUAUAUAUUAACAAUCUUGAAAGGUUUGAAGCAUCGGCUGGCUGCUGGUGCAAAGCUACCAAAUAUCAUCAUCUUAUUACCAACAGAAAAAACAAGAAUUGAGUCUGCCAAUGAAGAGAGAACAAUCAACCUUGCUGGGAGGGUUGGUCAGGCUGUCUGUUCCUUAUUGAGGAGGUUAGAACUUCCUUACAUCGGAGAUGAAUCAUACGGAAAGAUACGGAUAAACGGUUUGAUUCUAAGAAGGUGGUUCAAACCCAAGCUUAUGGACCUGUCUUAUACCGGAAGACCAUUCGGGAUUAAUUCUUUACCAACGCGCUUAGCCAAAGGAAUCACUGAGCAGCAGCGCAACAUUCGCAACUUCAACAAUCUGUCUAUUGAACACUAUGGAUAGAUGCCAAUUGCUGAUCGUCAGCCUUUAUGUCAUGAUCAGUUAGAAUGGCCAAACUUAACUUGAAGAAAGCUUUUUAGUUUUUGAAGGAAAUAAUUUUCUUCUUUCACUUCAACCUGUCACAAUGGGCAGGAGCUCCCUCUGAUCUUCUUAGAUGUCUUUCAAAUAAGGCUUGGAAACUCCUACUGAUGCAUUCAGCAUUUUCUGAUGAAACUUUUGGGAGUUCAUACUGGGCCUACUUUCCUAAAGCCUGCCUGGUGACACAACUCUUUGGAGGCCAGUAUGAGUGUUUGAAUCAAAGACAAAUAACUAUUUUUUCUGACAGAUUUCUAAAUUUGUUUUUACUUUUAUUAGCUUUGGCUGAUUAUGCUCAUACUGUGUACCAUUUGUUCCAUUUUAGCAUUUAUUAAAUGUGCCCUCUUGUAUUCAGUUAUCCAAAAUUGAAAUUACCUGUAAUUUGGUUUAUGUUUGGAUUUGUUGUCGGUUGGUAAGUUUUUGGACUUUUAUCAGGCAAAAGAAGAGAUAAAACUGCUUUCGCAUUGUCCGUACGUGACAUGCAU